This is a messenger RNA of Oppia nitens, 1605 nucleotides long. RefSeq names its product platelet-activating factor acetylhydrolase 2, cytoplasmic-like. Gene Ontology annotation, molecular function: 1-alkyl-2-acetylglycerophosphocholine esterase activity. The transcript has 4 exons. The record is from RefSeq and is a predicted model, not a curated record. Bases 27 to 1412 code for a protein of 461 amino acids. Lineage: Eukaryota; Metazoa; Arthropoda; Arachnida; Sarcoptiformes; Oppiidae.
AAUUAAUUAAAUAUUGUUAGCUAAAUAUGAAACUACGUAAAUCAUUUAAACGCUCAGCCGCGGCCGCCACCACUGCUGCCGAUAAAUGCCGUGACCGUAGUCUACAGACUGGCCGCCGAUAUCAUCUACCAUUGCCUACCGGUCCCUAUCCUAAUCUCGGCUAUUUGGAUGUACUGACCGGCUCUGGUAAACAGGACGGCCUACUGGUUCGCAUUAUAUAUCCGGCUGCCGAUCAAACUACCCCUACCACUGACCAGUGGCGCCAGUGGCCAAAUUGGUCGCCGCACGAUAACUAUAAGACUGGUUAUCUACGAGCUGCGCAACUGCCGGGACCUGUUGCCCGACUGGUCAACCAUUGGAGUACCGAUGUGUUCGUACCGAUUGUCGACAGUUGGGAACCGUUACGCGAAUCGCCAUUCGGACAGUCGUUUCCGGUGAUUAUCUUUUCCCAUGGAUUGCUCAGCUGUCGGACCACUUAUUCAAGUGUCUGUACCGAAAUGGCCUCUCACGGGUUCAUUGUUUUCGCCGUUGAGCACAGGGAUCAAACAGCGGUCGCAUCAUUUUACCCGUCGGCUGGCAAUACUACUAAUAAUAAGGACAACAACAACACCGAGACGGCAGCGUCGGCUGACGGCCAGUCAGCAGCCUAUGAAUGGGUAGACUAUCUACCGGUUAAGCUAUACGACAACGACCUACCCGUACGUAAUCGUCAAUUGGACGAACGUGUCGAUGAUAUUAGGCGUACCAUCCGAUUGAUUGGCGACAUAAACAACGGCAAUCGGGUGGACAAUGUGUUCGGGCGGUCGCCGACACCAGCAACCGAUGCUGUAGAGGACAGCAACCUCCAGGCGCUGGCCGGCCUACUGGACACAAACAAUUUGAUACUAAUGGGCCAUUCGUUUGGGUCGUCGACAACCAUCCGAUCGUUGGCCACCGAUGACCUGCGGGACAGUAUCCGAUUGGGCGUAUGUUUGGACGCCUGGAUGUAUCCGCUACAGCAACCGUGGACUCCAAGUCCCGGUGCUUGCAGUAAACCCCUGAUAUUUAUCAAUAUGGAACGCUUCCAGGUUCAGGGUCAAAAUUUGAAAAUGAUGAAACAAUAUAUCGGCGAGGAUGGCCAGAAUACGGAUGACCGACGGGUACAUACAGUCCGUCAGGCCAAACAUACCGACCAGAGUGACAUACCGUUUGUCCUGAACUCGGGUCUACUGUGGCUGACAGGUAUGCGACCAAUGGUCGAUCCGUUUGUUACACUGGAUCUGACCACUGGACUGGCACUCGAGUUUAUUGCCGACAAAUUGGACAUAAAACUAGUUAAUAGCAAACAAUAUAUCAUUGAUAGACACCGGGAUCUACUGAUGGACGGUAUUGAUGGCAAGUGGUGGCGACAACAACAACAACAACAACAAUGAUGAGAUGAUAAUAGACAUCGAUGUCCAUCAUCACUACCACCACCACUACCUAAAAAGACAACUACAAAAGCAAACAAUAGCAAAAAAUUUAUAGUUUUUAUUAUCUAUAUCUUAAAUUAUAGUUUAUUUAUUAUUAUARAUAGAUAGAUAGGAAAAAAAUUAAUUAAUUAAAUUAAAUCAAUGAUAUGUUAGG